Molecule: messenger RNA, 3486 nt
Organism: Apus apus (common swift)
Lineage: Eukaryota; Metazoa; Chordata; Aves; Apodiformes; Apodidae
Gene: ANKMY2
Product: ankyrin repeat and MYND domain containing 2
Exons: 9
Coding region: 762-2015 (417 amino acids)
Molecular function (GO): protein binding
Source: RefSeq, a predicted model, not a curated record
UUGUUGUUGUUGUUGUUUCUUUGUUGAUUUAGAUAAAGAAAGGGAAGGUAUUUAGGCAUAAUCACUUUAUUUAUGAAAACAAAAAAAUACAUAGCUCUUCCACAAAACUUGUCUUUAACAGUUUGGCACCUUUAAAACUUCAGAGGCAUUUAAGCUCAGGUGUUCCAAAAUAUUAGGACAAAUAGAUAAGAAGUGAAAAUGGAUGCAAAAUAAAGAUAAAUAUAUUUCAUGUAAAUUGACACUGUUUAGUAUUUUUUUGGUCCUAUUUUAGAUGGAGUGGUUGCUAAUGUGGAAAUGUAGUAUUGAGGAAAGUGUUCAGGAAUUUUCUUUCUCCUGGGAGUAUGGAGGUUGUAAAUAAUGUUGUGACUUCUUGCUGGUAGUUUGUUGAUUUCAGCUCCACCCAUCUGCAGGAUGUGGCCAAAAUCUUUCAGAUAUUUGUGAAAUGGCAGUCUAGAAGAAGCACAUGGGUUUUCUAGCUGUCAAAAUUUCCUUCAGUCUUGUUGGUAUUUAAGAAGUUUUGAAGUUGCCAAACUGUUAAAAGUUACUGACUGAUGUAGACUUUAACUUUUCAUUAAUGCAGAUGCACAGAAAGAUCAUCAGAGAAUUAUUUGUUAAAUCAGAAGGAUGACUAUAAAGAAGAACUAUUAUAGCUAUGAUCAACAUAUCUACACUUGCUGAGCAGUAUUUCAUAUUCUCAUUAGUUCAUAUUUGGCUUAUUCGUGCAUGUAUUUGUUGACUAUAAUCCAAAUCCUGCUUGCAGUAUGUUCAAGCAUGGCAUGACCCCCCUAAUGCACGCGGCGUACAAAGGGAAAGUGGACAUGUGCAGGCUGCUCUUGCGACACGGAGCUGAUGUUAACUGCAACGAACAUGAGCAUGGAUAUACUGCCUUGAUGUUUGCUGGGCUUUCAGGAAACAAAGAAAUCACCUGGAUGAUGUUAGAGGCUGGAGCAGAGACUGAUGUUGUCAACUCUGUGGGAAGAACAGCAGCUCAGAUGGCUGCUUUUGUGGGUCAACAUGACUGUGUGACUGUCAUCAACAACUUCUUUCCACGUGAGAGGCUGGACUACUAUACUAAACCACAAGGCUUAGAUAAAGAACCAAAACUGCCCAUAAAAUUAGCUGGCCCUCUACAUAAAAUUAUUACUACUACUAACAUGCAUCCUGUUAAGAUUGUGUUACUGGUAAAAGAGAACCCUCUAUUGGCUGAAGUAGAAGCACUGCAGAAAUGUUACAGGGUUCUGGAUCUAAUUUGCGAGAAGUGUAUGAAGCAGAAAGAUAUGAAUGAAGUACUUGCUAUGAAAAUGCACUACAUCAGUUGCAUCUUCCAGAAGUGUAUUACAUUCUUAAAAGAGCGAGAGGAUAAACUAGAUGGGUUUAUCAAAAGUCUCUUGAAAGGGAGAGAGAAAGAUGGUUUCCCUGUGUAUCAAGAGAAGCUAAUUCGAGAAAGUAUCCGAAAGUUUCCUUACUGUGAAGCUACGUUGCUCCAGCAGCUGGUGAGAAGUAUUGCUCCUGUUGAAAUAGGUUCUGAUCCUACAGCUUUUUCUGUACUUACACAAGCUAUUACUGGCCAAGUGGGUUUUGUGGAUGCUGAAUUUUGUACAACUUGUGGAGGAAAAGGAGUAGACAAAAGAUGUUCAGUAUGUAAAAUGGUGAUGUACUGUGACCAGAACUGCCAGAAGAUUCACUGGUUUACCCACAAAAAAGUCUGCAAGACCCUGAAGGAGAUUCAUGAGAAACAAGAACUAGAAGCUGCCAAAGAAAAAAGGAAACAAGAAAAGAAGCAAAAGAAAGAACAAGUGCAACUAGUAGAGGGUAGUCCUACAAGUGAAGAACAGUCAGAUCUUUGUCCAGAUGCUACCAAAGAAGUGAAUCCAAGUUGUGCUACCGACCAAACAGAAGAACCUGAAUUUACCAAAGAGACGGUGUCACUAGCCCUGAAUCCUGAAAGUCCACUGGAAAGUCAGACUGACUUAGCUGACAUUGCUUUUCAAAAAAUUAAAGAUUCUGAGGAAUAAGAGGGUAGGAAGCAACUAAGUGUUCUGGCUAUGUCCCUGUACCUCACAGUUCCUAAAGAAUUUGUUAUGCUGACCACAUCUGAGUUCUUACAGCAUAGCUUAUGCAAGACUCCCUUUGAAAGACAGCAUGUCUCUGUUCAUCAUCAGAUGAAAUACUGACUCAUUUGUCUAUAAAUCCUUCAGGUUCUGUUGUAGAUUGUCAAAUUAGGUAUUUAUUAUCUGAUAUAAAAUAGUGUCAAAGAUCCAUCUGUAUGUAUACCAACAGUAAACAGAGGAAAAAUCUAUGAGUAUCUGUGGUUAAUAAGCCACUUAGUGAAAAACAGAAUCAUAGAAUGGUUUGGGUUGGAAGGUACCUUAAGGAUCAUCUAGUUCCAACUCCCCAUCAUCUGCAGGGAUAUCUCCCACUGGACCAGGUUGCUCAAAGUCCUGUCUGACCUGGCCUUGAACACUUCCAGAUUAAAUAAGAAGCAUUUUACUUGCAUUAUUAAGGUUUUCAGAACCUAAAAUCUAUUUUAAAAUAACUUACAUACUUUUUCUGCAAGUACACAGAACUGUAGUUAAAAGCAUUGGGAAGCCAACUGUUAAAUUGCUUUUCUACAUCACUUCAUGAAGCUUUAUAUGAAGGAAUUCAGGAGCAGUUUAAUUUCCAAACUAGUAAUCUGAAUUCUCAAUUUUUCCUGACAUGACUAAAUAUUUUUUUACUAGUGAGUGCAAAACAAUAGUGUCUAUAUUGUAGCAAUUUUAUUAAAUGGUACUACCAUUUCAGAUGUCGCAAGCUGACUGUGAAAUGAGUGUUUCAACAGAAUUAUUCCAGUAUUGGUUUGGUCAGAAAUAUUCCAAGUUUGUCAGAGUCUAAUGAAGGGAAGAUCAGAGGGAUUUAAAACAUUUUGACUGACAAGAAUACUGGUUUCUAAAUCUCAGUUUUCAGGUAAAGGUGUCUUAGAGCACACUGGGUUGUUGCUUAUGGAGUGUUUUAUAAACAUAAAGGAUGCUUAGUAUUGCUUAUGCUGAACCAGGUCACAGUGAAUUAAAUGGGAAAAUUCAUGUGUUUGUUGGUACAACUGGGAUUUCAUUUAUGUUUUCAAGUAAAUACCAUUAUCUAGAACAUAGCUCCCCUUAACUAUGCUGUUUUCACUCAGAUUUACUGUGUCUCAUGAAAUCAAUGGGAAUGCCACAACCAAAAAAAUCGCUGGCUGCAAAAGGAUGGCAAAAUUUGAGAUUCCCUAAUUGUUGGCUGAAUAAGUGGUGUUUUAAACAUGACAGUAUCCUUGAACCUGGAGAAAUAAGGACCAUCCUCAAAAAAUGCUGUCAAUUUUUUACCAUUUAAUAUAUCGAAAGUUUUUGUUUAAUAUUCUGAAAACUGUAAGAGUGAUGAUACAUAAAUGUAUCUGUGCAGGGAAUGUACCUGUGUUUUAAUUUCAAGGAUUAGAAGAAUAAAUUGUGAAGAAUAAAGUGAAGUUUUUUAAAAGAA